Stylophora pistillata is the source of this 558-nucleotide messenger RNA. Its product is annotated as microsomal glutathione S-transferase 1. The record is from RefSeq and is a predicted model, not a curated record. Gene Ontology annotation, cellular component: membrane. Lineage: Eukaryota; Metazoa; Cnidaria; Anthozoa; Scleractinia; Pocilloporidae.
UCGCGUUGCGUGAUCGCGUGAUUUGUGUGAGAGUUACGAAACUCAUUUACAACCGAGGUAAUUAACGAACACGACAAUUUUGACAGCUGGGAAAUGGUUACGCUUUCGAUCGAUGACCAUUUCCUUUCGGUCUACCUUUUUUAUGGCGCCAUACUCCUGCUUAAAACUUGGAUAAUGUCGUUCUUAACCGCGAGGCAUCGCAUUGCAAACAAGGCGUUUCCAAGUCCAGAGGACUAUAGACGCAGACCUGUUCCGAUAAACGCUGAUGUAGAAAGAGUGAGAAGAGCUCAUCUCAAUGAUCUGGAGAACAUUCCAAUAUUCAUGAUUACUGCGUUGUUGUACAUGUUUUCUGGCAUGCCAGUCACGUGGGGUAUUUGGUGCAUACGGGUCUUCACGGCCGCCAUGAUCUUCCACACUAUAGUUUAUCUAAACGCCUUCAGCUAUCCAAGGGCUGUGAGUUUUGCGGUUGGUGCAUGUUGCACAGCGUUUAUGGCCAUUUGCGUGUUAUAUUCUGCAAUUUGAGCCGCUUAAAAAUGGGAAAUAAAAUAGUAGAAACUA